AUUUUAACGGUGAAGAUUAAAUCGCAGCAUCCGUGGACGGCUAACUACGAGGGAAGAAAUGAGAACUGUAUCUGUUGAUUCUAGAUUUCUAAAUACACACUCGUCCAUGGCGGAAUAGUACACAGGCUUUUCAUCACCAGCUAAAACGGCGACGUUUCAACAUCUAGCUUCUUUCUCUGCCAGAUUCAGUUCUUCUCGGAGUUCUUGCCUGAUCUCGGAACCCUAGGGGGACCGUUUUCUUCGGAAGAUACUGGCAGAGAUCUGGUUGAACUGACUGCCACAUAAAUAUCAAUUGAAGAGUUUAUGUAAGAGCAUUCGGGAGUGGGCUUCCCAACGUAUCUGGUGAUAAUCAAGGCAGGCUCCGCUAGACAUCAAAUAAUCAGUUGCCAACUUGGGUGAAACUGUUAACUCUGCAGAGAUCAUCAUCCAUUGUAUUCUUAAAUGGUCUUCUAGUUAGAAAUUUGCUUAGUAGAUCCUAGCUUGAGCCAUGCAAACACUGUGUAGAAUGGUAUGCAGUUGGAAGAAAUAUCAUGCAUUUUUACCCCAGUCUCCUUUUCCAACACCCUGCUCACAUUUUCUUUGAGAACACUAGGUAGAAAGGGCAUUUUAUGCCGUGGCAUAAGAAGAAACCAUGGAAGGAAGCUCAGAGAAAAAGUUCCCUGUUAAUGCCAAGGAUUAUGAAUUAUAUGAGGAAGUUGGAGAAGGUGUGAGUGCCAUUGUGUACAGAGCUCUGUGCAUUCCACUUAAUGAGAUAGUUGCAAUCAAGGUUCUUGAUCUGGAAAGGUGUAAUAAUGACCUGGAUGGCAUCCGCAGAGAGGUGCAGACAAUGAUCUUGAUUAACCAUCCGAAUUUACUCCGGGCACACUGCUCAUUCACUACUGGUCAUAACCUGUGGGUUGUGAUGCCAUACAUGGCUGGUGGAUCUUGCCUUCAUAUAAUGAAAUCAGCUUUCCCUGAAGGUUUUGAAGAGCCUGUGAUUGCCACAUUACUGCGUGAAGUCCUGAAAGCACUUGUAUAUCUUCAUUCACAUGGACAUAUCCACAGAGAUGUAAAGGCUGGGAACAUAUUAGUUGAUACCAAUGGUGCAGUCAAGUUAGCUGAUUUUGGAGUAUCUGCUUGUAUGUUUGAUACUGGUGACAGGCAAAGAUCAAGAAAUACUUUCGUUGGAACGCCCUGCUGGAUGGCUCCGGAAGUUAUGCAGCAACUGCAUGGGUAUGAUUUCAAAGCAGAUAUUUGGUCCUUCGGGAUAACAGCACUUGAACUUGCUCAUGGCCAUGCACCAUUUUCUAAGUACCCACCAAUGAAGGUUCUGCUCAUGACCCUGCAAAAUGCACCACCAGGUCUGGACUAUGAAAGGGACAGAAGAUUCUCCAAGUCUUUCAAGGAAAUGGUUGCUGCUUGCUUAGUGAAGGAUCCAAAGAAGCGUCCCUCCUCAGAAAAACUUUUGAAACACCCUUUCUUUAACCGUGGACGUUCAAGUGAAUAUUUGGCCCGCAACAUCCUCAACGGCCUCCCCCCUUUAGGUGAUCGUUUUAGGGUGCUUAAGACCAGAGAAUCAGAAGUUCUUGUACAGAACAAGGCAUUAUAUGAAGACAAGGAACACUUAUCACAGCAAGAAUACAUUCGUGGAAUCAGUGCAUGGAAUUUCAAUCUUGAGGACUUGAAGAACCAAGCUGCUCUUAUACCGGAUGAUGAAAUUUCUAGUAAUGAAGGGUCAACUGGAAGCAGGACUCGAAAGGAUAGGCAUAAUGAUGUUGGCUCUCCAACAGAGAGGCUGUCCUCCAAGAUGGCUAAUCACUCAAAUAAUAUGUCACCUGAGGAUGGUCUAAGCAACAUUAAUGAUUUGGAGAACUCACUUGCAGGGUUUCCCAUUAAACCCCUUCAGGCACUCAAGGGCUGUUUUGAUGUUUGCAAGGAUGAAAUGGAUGCUGGUAGUCCAAACUGGAAAGAUGUUAUUCCUUCAAAUUCUGAACAACAGAAUGCUUUGCAGCCAUUGACCAAUGCUAGGGACCAUGAAAGUGGUGGAAAAGAUAAUGAGAAUCUGGGACAAAACAGCUCCUUAGCAUGCUCUAUUAGUCCAGGGUGUAAAAAGUUUUUGAGUGGUUCACUAUCGCCUAAAAAGGGAACAAUUGAUGGAGAGAGGGAGUCUCUACAGCCUAGAUAUCAAUCUGAGCGAAAUUACAGUGGUCCACUGCAGUAUCACCACAAGAAAGAAAUUGGGGAAGAUCCAUCUGAAGGAGCUGUUAUCCAACGCAGGGGACGUUUCAAAGUCACUUCUGCGGAUUUGAGUCCAAAGGGUCCUACAAACUGUUUCUUUAACCCUGCUUCGGGUCCUAUGGCUGCUGCAGUUCUACCAUCAUUGCAAUACAUGUUGCAGCAAAAUAUGUUGCAAAGAGACGAAAUCAUUAAAUUGAUAAAGUAUGUGGAGCAAACAUCUGUCAAUUCUAUCGACACUGGUGAGCCUGGAAGUAAUGGGCUUUCUCAGGCACUUCCUACUUCUGCAAGAGAGAAAGAUCUACUGUCCCUGGUGAUUCAAUUGCAACAAAGCAUUGGGAGCCUGGCUGAAGAGUUGCAACUACUUAAGAUGAAAAAUGCUCAGAUGGAAAAGAAAUUGAAUGCAAUCCUCGGAAAAGAGGAUAAAGAAUGAAAUGGUGUAAGUCGUUAUGGUGGGGUUCUGCUUCUGUUCAUUUCAUGAUGUUAGAGUUUGUAUCUGUUACAAUUCAUUGGGUAGUCAAUCAUAUUUUGUGUAUCAUAUUUAUUAUGUAAAGCUAUUGCCAAAAUUUUGAAUUGGUCUAACUCAUAGUAUAUUGCACCAUAUUCUGCCAUUAUGUUGUAAUUUAGUGACGCCAUAUAUUGUAAUUAAUAAUUAAAGUUACUUUAUAUGUUGUAACUUUAUUGUCGUCAAA
This is a messenger RNA of Ipomoea triloba (trilobed morning glory), 2906 nucleotides long. Its product is annotated as serine/threonine-protein kinase BLUS1-like. NCBI's taxonomy places the organism in Eukaryota, Viridiplantae, Streptophyta, Magnoliopsida, Solanales, Convolvulaceae. The transcript has 21 exons. Bases 632 to 2647 code for a protein of 671 amino acids. Gene Ontology annotation, biological process: protein phosphorylation. The record is from RefSeq and is a predicted model, not a curated record. Gene Ontology annotation, molecular function: protein kinase activity; ATP binding; protein serine/threonine kinase activator activity.